Molecule: messenger RNA, 4724 nt
Organism: Saccoglossus kowalevskii
Lineage: Eukaryota; Metazoa; Hemichordata; Enteropneusta; Harrimaniidae
Product: papilin-like protein
Biological process (GO): proteolysis; extracellular matrix organization
Cellular component (GO): extracellular matrix; extracellular region
Molecular function (GO): metalloendopeptidase activity; serine-type endopeptidase inhibitor activity
Source: RefSeq, a predicted model, not a curated record
AUCCAUGUUCAUUACCUGUGGAACCUGGUUCCUGCAAAGGCUCUCAUCUUAGAUGGUAUUACAAUCAACAAACACAGAUUUGUGAGGAUUUUACUUACACUGGAUGUUUCGGCAAUCCAAAUCGCUUCCUUGAUAAGUCAACAUGUGAACGCAAAUGCAAUGUUGUAACUGAUCAAGAUAUUUUACGUGAACGACGACCGCCUCGCUGUACCUUGGAGAAAGACGGUGGACCAUGCAGGGCUCAGUUACCAAAGUACUACUUUAAUUCGGCUUCUGGUCAGUGUGAGAGUUUCAUUUACGGAGGAUGUCGAGGAAAUGAAAAUAGGUUUGAUUCAGAAAAAAGAUGCGAAGAGACAUGUGUGUCUAUAGAAAAAGCCUCACCCCAAGCUGUGUGCAGUCUGCCUAGAAAGGAAGGUCGCUGUCGUGCUUACAUUCUGCAGUGGCAUUACGAUGAAGAGUUGAAUUUCUGUACAGAAUUUUACUAUGGUGGUUGUGAUGGCAAUGCUAACAGGUUUAACUCACAAGAAGAGUGCCAAGCUUUAUGUAGUGGCUUUGCUGGCGGAGAUGGUGUUGGUGGUCAAGAGACUCUUUGUGAACAAAGACGAUCCCAGUCAUUACAAGGCUCACGAGGACAACUUGGUCGUUAUGUUGCACAGUGUAAACAAGACGGCAGAUUUGAACCUCUACAGUGUCAUCAAAGUACUGGAUUUUGUUGGUGUGUUGACGAUAAUGGUGAAGAACGCCAAGCAACACGUAGUCCGCCUGGAACACAGAAACCAAAUUGCGAAGGCCAUAAAGAAGAAACUCUUUGUAACCGAAAAUACCAGUCUGCCUUGGAAGAUGUCCAGGCUUUAGCUGGGAGAUAUAUUCCACAAUGUACUGCUGAAGGAGAGUUUCAACCCAUGCAGUGUGAUCCUAGUAGUGGUUUCUGUUGGUGUGUGGAUGGGGAUGGCAAUGAUAUUCCAGACACUAAGCUAGCUCCUCCAGAUAGACCAACAUGUACUAAAGAAAAUGUUGGUCAAUCAAACUGCCGAAGACAAAGACAACAAGCUUUGGGUAUACCAGGAGCCCUUGUACCAGAAUGUACUGAUUCCGGAAAGUUUACGCCGAUUCAGUGUCAAGGUGCAGAUUGCUGGUGUGUCAAUGAAAAUGGUGAUGAAAUCAUUGGAACACGACGAGGACCAGAGGAUGCCAGACCUGACUGCCAAGAUGAGCAGCCAGAUGAUACACCAUGUAGAAGGCAAUACAUAGAAGCCAUUGCUGAUUCAGAGUUCAUUGUUGGACUCUUUAUACCACAAUGCACUCAAUCUGGUGAGUUUGAAUCAACCCAAUGUCAUGGCAGUACAGGUUACUGUUGGUGUGUCACAGACAAUGGAGAGGAGAUACCAAAUACUAGAAGAUCACCAAAUGAAGAUCAAGUCAUUUGCCAAGAGGUCCCAAGGGGUGAUACAGAAUGCCAUAGACAGCGUUCACAUGCUUUAUCCAAUCUACUACCGGGUCAGAUUGUACCCCAGUGUGCAGAAGAAACUGGAGGAUUUUUACCAAGACAAUGUUGGGCCAAUUCUGGAUAUUGUUGGUGUGUUAAUGAAUUAGGAAAGGAGGUUCCAGGAACUAGAACAGGACCACAUGAUCCAAGACCAGAAUGUGAUAAAUAUCAACCCAAACGUGAUACUCUGUGUCGGAGUUUGAGAGCGGAUGCUUUGGUUCGUUUAUACCCAGACCAGUUUAUCUAUGAAUGUACACAGGAUGGUGACUUUGAACCGUUACAGUGCUAUGGUUUCACCGGCUCAUGCUGGUGUGUUAAUCAGAAAGGAGAGGAGGUAACAGCUACACGGAGUACGCGGUAUGAACCAGCUCCCGAUUGUGAAGCUUACAGACCUCUGGGUACCCCAUGCCUUCGCCACAGAGAAGAAGCUCGAAACAGCAUAGACCUUGGAGGUCGUGCCUAUAUACCCGCGUGUAGAGAUGAUGGAUUCUAUUCAGAGAUACAAUGUUACAGUGGUCAAGAUGCUGGAUACUGUUGGUGUGUUGAUUACAAAGGUCAGGAAAUCUCUGGUACAAGAACUUUAGAGAGAGGGAAAACUCCUAAUUGCAAAGGUACAACUGAACCUGAAUACACUAUUGAUAGUGGUGAAGUGGAAGGUAGCGGGAGUGACGAGGAUGAUGUCAUUAGUGUUAUCAUUCCUGGAAUAAUAGAUGAUUGUAGAUAUGCACCACAUGGUUGUUGUCCGGAUCACAUUACUCCAGCAAAUGGACCGAACUUUUUUGGAUGCCCGACUAUUAUUGCUGAAGAUAUUGAAGUUGAGAUUGCUCCUGUAGUCGGUGAUUGCCGAAGUAGUCCAUAUGGUUGUUGUUCAGACGGACGCACUCCCGCAUCUGGACCUGGUGGCAUUGGAUGUCCUGUUGUUGAAAAAGAACCAGAUACUGAUAGUUGCAGAACUACUUUCUAUGGUUGUUGCCCAGAUAGAGUGAGGGCUGCCCUUGGACCUGGUUAUUUGGGGUGCCCUGGUGUGAUUCCAGAGGAGGUUGAUAGAGAAGUUAUUCCCAUCGUUGGCGAUGAUUGUCUCAGUACUCCAUAUGGUUGUUGUCCUGAUAGGAUCACUGUCGCUAAUGGUCCGGGAGGAAUUGGAUGCCCAAAAAUUGUUGAGGAAGAGAUUGACCGGGAAGGGGUGCCAGUUACUGGCGGUGACUGUCGAACAACACCUUAUGGUUGCUGCGCUGAUGAUAAAACUCCUGCCAAUGGUCCUGGUUUUAUCGGAUGCCCACCAGUAGUAGAAGACGAAAUAGACCGUGAGGUAAUACUAGAUAUUGGAAGUGACUGUAGGUCCACAUUCUUUGGAUGCUGUCCUGAUGGAGUCACCGUUGCUGGGUUUAAUAAUGAUGGCUGUCCAUCGGUUAUUAAUGAGGAGAUUGACAGGGAAGAGGAACCGGUGGUUGGAGAAAACUGCAACUCAACACCAUAUGGAUGUUGCUCCGAUGGGAUCACACCUGCAUCUGGUUUUGAUUUCUAUGGAUGUGUAGAAGAUGAAAUAGAUGUAGAAGAUUCACAGGGUUAUGGAUGUGUUACAACUAGAUAUGGCUGUUGUUUAGAUGGUAUUAAUGCUGCACUGGGAGCUAAUUUGUUUGGAUGUCCAGGUGCUCGUCCUGCUUCUGUUAUCCCAGGACCUUCGGAUAUCACAGUGGAUGAAGGUGAUUCUAUUACUUUACAGUGCUCUGCCUCUGGUUUACCUAAACCGCAGGUAGAAUGGAUGAAAGGAAGUUACAAAAUCAAUGACCUGAACAUCGACAACUUGAUAGAUAUUGGAAAUGGUUCAUUUACCAUAAGAGACAUUGCAGCAGAAGAUGCUGGUAUCUAUGCAUGUAGUGCGUACAAUGGACUGGGACAACCGGCAAUCUACAGAGUGUUUGUCACAGUUCUUGUCCCUGUUGAGAUUCAAGAAGGUCAGUCAGUAGUGACGGCAUCACGUGGUGAGACAGUACAGCUGAAAUGUCAUGCAACAGGAGUUCCUAAGCCCAAUGUCUAUUGGCAUAAAGGCAGUGUUCGUUUACCGGCGGGCAUCCCACGCUUUUCUCAGAUACAAGAUGAUUCUCUGGAGAUAAGUUCUGUAUCAUUGAGUGAUGCUGGUGAUUAUGUAUGCACUGGAGUUAACAAUGUGGGAACUAUUCAGAAAAAAACUAUUACACUUGUAGUUCAUGCUGAUGUAGAUAUCAUAUCAGGACCACUAGAUAUAACUGCUACAGUUGGUGAUAUCAUCACAUUAACUUGUCAAGCCACUGGGUCACCUCCACCAUCAAUCAAAUGGUCAGUCAAUGGUGUACCUGUCGCUAAAGUUGGUAGAUUUAUUGUUCAAGGGAAUGGAGACCUUUACAUUACAAGUGUUCAUAAAAGUGACAGUGGUGUGUACACAUGUACUGCUGCAAAUGGUAGAAAUACUGUCAGUGCGUCUAGUGAAGUCACUGUCACAGGUGCUCCAGUUGAUCCGAAUUGCAAGGAUGACAGUGAAUUUGCCAAUUGUAAACUCAUCUUAGCUGGUAACUUCUGUUCUAAUAAAUACUAUGCACGGUUCUGCUGUAAAACAUGUUCUGAUAAUGGAUUUGUAUAGAACACUUGAAAACAAAAAAAUAUAGAUGUGUACAGUAAGAUAUCUUUAUUAAUAAUCAACCAACAGUAAAAUUUAUUAUUGAAUAUCUGUAACACUCUGAAACAUAGUUUUAAAUAAUUUUUAAAUCAGUUAUAGUAUGUAUUUUUAACAUGAUUUUAAGUAACAUAAUACAUUCCAAUUUUUAAAAAUUUUACAGCUGUUUCAAUUUACUCUACUUUUUUUUUAACUUGAUUGCCUGAAUAUAUACAUAUCUAUACAUUUUUACAUAUAGUGAUUAAGAAUAUUUUCAAAGGAUAAAAUUAAUUGAAGUGUGUGAAAUCAUGUAUUAAAUUUUUAAUAAGAUGUCAUUCCCACAAUAAAAGUAGUGCAUUUCUGACAAUUUUUUUAUAUUUCUUUAUAAUGUAUCUGUUUUUCACUGCAACCAAUGUAUUAUAAGGUAUAAGGUGAUUAAUUAGUGCAGUGCAAGCAUUCUGAAAUAACAUUGAAAACAACUUACUGAGUAUGUCAAGUUUAACUAGCAUACCACCAUGUUAUAGACAAUUAUUAAAAUGUUAUGUUUAAACUUGUUAAAAACAUGAAUUUGUCAAAAAAUAAUUAAUAAAUAAUCACAAUUACUCUUUA